Melanotaenia boesemani (Boeseman's rainbowfish) is the source of this 876-nucleotide messenger RNA. It is a transcript of the gene gstz1, whose product is annotated as glutathione S-transferase zeta 1. Lineage: Eukaryota; Metazoa; Chordata; Actinopteri; Atheriniformes; Melanotaeniidae. Gene Ontology annotation, molecular function: glutathione transferase activity; maleylacetoacetate isomerase activity. Gene Ontology annotation, cellular component: cytoplasm; mitochondrion. The record is from RefSeq and is a predicted model, not a curated record. The transcript has 9 exons. Gene Ontology annotation, biological process: glutathione metabolic process; L-phenylalanine catabolic process. Bases 178 to 825 code for a protein of 215 amino acids.
AUCUGCUUAAUGUGAACCAUAUGAAGCCCAAAUGAUGCUUAGUCAUGGACCAAAGAGUAGGUAGGAGGGAAUUUAUGGACACUUCCUAUUGGCUGCUGGAGGAUGAGGAAAAAAAAGUUAAACUUCUUGCAAAACUUCGACCCUCUCUAGUUGAGGGAAGUCUAGAUCCAAAGAGCUAUGUCCCAUACCAAGCCUGUACUUCAUGGAUACUUCAGAAGUUCCUGCUCCUGGAGGGUCCGCAUUGCUUUUGCUCUUAAAGGAAUUGAAUAUGACCAAGUUCCAGUUAAUCUCAUCAAAGAUGGAGGGCAGCAGCUUACAGAGAAGUUCAAAACAUUUAACCCCAUGCAGCAAGUGCCUGCUGUUGAAAUUGACGGCAUCACCCUCUCACAGUCAUUGGCAGUGAUCCAGUACAUUGAUGAGACCAGACCAGGACCUCGUCUACUUCCAGCAGACCCAAAGGCACGUGCCCAGGUUCGAAUUAUAAGCGACCUCAUUGCCUCAGGGAUACAGCCUCUGCAGAAUUUGUCCGUGCUUCAAAAAAUAGGAGCAGAGAAGGUGCAGUGGGCACAACACUACAUUAAUCGUGGUUUUCAAGCAUUAGAGCCAAUUCUGAAGCAGACAUCAGGAAAAUACUGUGUAGGUGAUGAGAUCUCCAUGGCAGACAUCUGUCUGGUCCCACAAGUCUAUAAUGCAGGAAGGUUCAAAGUGGAUGUAGAGCAGUAUCCAACUAUCAAAAGGUUAAAUGAGACCUUGCUUGAGAUUGAAGCUUUUAAAGUGAGCCACCCAUCUCGCCAACCGGAUACACCUGAUGAUCUUCGUGCAUAAAAACAGCAACUUGAGAAAUGUACAGUGUUAAAUAAAGGGCUUUAAAAGUAA